GUCAAAGCAGAAGAGAUAAUACUAUUGAAGGGAAAGUUCUGUUUCUUGGUAGUGUUUGGUGGUGUCUGUCGUAGCAGAAACACUGUCCACACGUUUCGUUAGCUUCGCAAAUCCCGGGAUGUCGUACGCGUACCUGUUCAAGUACAUCAUUAUCGGGGACACAGGAGUUGGGAAAUCCUGUCUUCUUCUACAGUUUACGGAUAAGAGAUUUCAACCUGUCCAUGACUUGACAAUAGGAGUGGAAUUUGGUGCUCGAAUGAUUACUAUUGACAGCAAGCAAAUUAAGCUCCAAAUCUGGGAUACUGCAGGUCAAGAGGCAUUUCGUUCUAUAACAAGAUCAUAUUACCGCGGGGCAGCAGGUGCUUUACUAGUAUAUGACAUUACACGCAGAGAAACUUUUAAUCAUCUUACAACAUGGUUGGAAGAUGCAAGGCAACAUUCAAAUUCUAACAUGGUCAUCAUGUUAAUUGGUAACAAAAGUGAUCUGGAUAGCCGAAGGGAAGUAAGAAGAGAAGAGGGCGAGGCUUUUGCUAGAGAACAUGGCCUCGUUUUCAUGGAGACUAGCGCCAAGACUGCAGCUAAUGUAGAAGAAGCCUUUAUCAAUACUGCAAAAGAAAUAUAUGAAAAAAUACAAGAAGGAGUUUUUGAUAUCAAUAAUGAGGCAAACGGUAUAAAGAUUGGACCACAGCAUUCGCCAACAAGUCCUGGAGGUUUAUCAGGUACCGGUGGACAAGGUAGUGCGCAAGGAGGUGGGUGCUGCUAGGGGCUGGGGCUUAUCUGUCCACCGCUUCAUCCUUCUCCGAUCUGAAUUGACUAUCCUCCGCUCUUAAUUUUAAUCUGAACAUUACUUUGUACAAGUUAGUAAUUGUGCGCAUGUCACAUCAUAAGGUACGAAAAGUGACAAUUGGUGUAUUUGUUAGUAAGCUAAAAUAAUCUUAUAUACACGUAAUAAAAUAGGUUUGUUGUAAGACGAAAAUGUUAUAAAUUAAAACUCAUGUGAGACAUGAAAUAAAGUCUUUAUUUACAAAUUCUCAGAAAGAAUAUGAAUGAAGUUUGUCAUUUUUCAAUGUAUAUAAUUUUCUGGUGAACUGAAUUCUCACGAACAAGAGCUGAUGUAAUUUUUCAAUCAAAUAUAAUCAUUUUCGUUCUUGCAAA
Molecule: messenger RNA, 1155 nt
Organism: Pseudomyrmex gracilis
Lineage: Eukaryota; Metazoa; Arthropoda; Insecta; Hymenoptera; Formicidae
Gene: Rab2
Product: ras-related protein Rab-2A
Exons: 4
Coding region: 119-763 (214 amino acids)
Cellular component (GO): Golgi apparatus
Molecular function (GO): GTP binding; GTPase activity
Source: RefSeq, a predicted model, not a curated record